CAGUGACAGCAGCAGGAGCUCCGCUUACGCACGGAGAGCAACCAGAUCAGGCUCCGCUGUUACUUCUGUUUCUCACAUCCACAGAGGAAUCUCCCACAUCACAGACGCAGCUAUGGAUGAAAUGGAGGAAGAGUUAAAAUGCCCAGUUUGCGGCUCAUUUUACAGGGAGCCCAUCAUACUACCGUGCUCCCAUAACAUUUGCCUGGCGUGUGCGCGGAAUAUUCUUGUGCAGACCCCCGAGGCAGAGUCUCCACAGAGCAGCCGAGCCUCUGGAUCCGGCGUCUCAGAUUAUGAUUAUCUGGAUUUGGAUAAAAUGAGUUUGUACAGCGAGGCAGACAGUGGCUACGGUUCCUACGGGGGUUUCGUCAGCGCUCCAACCACCCCCUGCCAAAAAUCCCCUAACGGGGUCCGUGUUUUCCCCCCGACUGUUCCUCAGCCUCCACCGCAGCAGCACCUUCUACCGCAUCCCGGCUGCUUACCGCCGAUCCCGCGCAACUCCUGCAUCACUUGUCCGCAAUGUCACCGCAGCCUCAUCCUGGACGACCGGGGACUCCGCGGAUUCCCCAAGAACCGGGUGCUGGAGGGGGUGGUGGACAGGUACCAGCAGAGCAAAGCGGCCGCUCUUAAAUGUCAACUCUGCGAGAAGAGUCCAAAGGAGGCCACUGUCAUGUGCGAGCAGUGCGACGUCUUCUACUGCGACCCGUGCCGCCUGCGCUGCCAUCCACCCCGCGGUCCCCUCGCUAAGCACCGCCUGGUGCCGCCAGCGCAGGGGCGGAUAAGCCGCCGCGCAAGUCCCCGCAAAAUCUCCACUUGCACAGAACACGAACUGGAAAAUCUCAGCAUGUACUGCGUGCAGUGCAAGACGCCUGUGUGCUAUCAGUGUUUGGAGGAGGGGAAACACGGCACGCAUGAAGUCAAAGCUUUGGGUGCAAUGUGGAAACUGCACAAGGGUCAGCUGUCCCAAGCUCUAAACGGACUGUCAGACCGAGCCACUGAGGCCAAGGAGUUCUUGGUCCAGCUGAGAAACAUGGUGCAGCACAUCCAGGAAAAUGGCGUGGAGUUUGAAGCUUGCUUGGUGGCGCAGUGUGACGCCCUUAUAGAUGCCCUGAAUCGACGCAAGGCCCAGCUGCUGGCUCAAGUAAACAAGGAGCACGAGCACAAGCUGAAGGUGGUUCGGGAUCAGAUCUCCCACUGCACGGUGAAGCUGCGCCAGACCACGGGACUGAUGGAGUACUGUCUGGAGGUCAUCAAGGAAAAUGACCCCAGUGGUUUCCUGCAGAUCUCUGACGCUUUGAUCAGGAGGGUCCACAUGACAGAGGGUCAGUGGGGGAAGGGGACCCUCACCCCAAGGAUGACCAGCGACUUUGACCUUACUUUGGACUCAGGACCCCUCCUGCAGACGAUCCACCAGCUGGACUUUGUACAGAUGAAAGUCCCAGCUGCUCCUAUGCUCCAGCUAGAGGAAUGCUGCACUCAGAACAACAGCGCCACGUUGUCAUGGAAACAGCCACCACUCUCCACCAUCGUUGUGGAAGGAUAUAUCUUGGAGCUGGACGAUGGAAACGGGGGACCUUUCAGGGAGGUGUACGUGGGGACGGAGACCAUCUGCACAGUGGACGGGCUCCACUUCAACAGCACUUACAAGUCCAGAGUGAAGGCUUUCAAUGCCAGCGGAGUGGGCCAGUACAGCAAGACACUGAUCAUGCAGACCUCUGAGACUGGACUCCCUCCAUGUGAUAUUCAAUCUAUAGGCACAGUUGCUUGGUUCACCUUCGACCCAGCGUCUGCUCACCCCGACAUCGUCUUCUCCAACGACAACUUGACUGUGUCGUGCAACAGCUAUGAUGACCGGGUGGUCAUGGGUAACUCUGCCUUCUCCCGUGGCGUUCAUUACUGGGAAAUGACAGUCGAUCGCUAUGACAACCACCCAGACCCAGCAUUUGGACUCGCUCGGGGUGACGUCCUGAAGGAUGUAAUGCUGGGGAAGGACGACAAGGCCUGGGCUAUGUAUGUGGACAACAAUCGCUCCUGGUUCAUGCACAACAACUCUCACACCAACAGGACGGAUGGUGGCAUUGCUAAAGGAACCACAAUUGGAGUGCUGUUGGACUUCACACGUGGGAUUCUUAUCUUCCUCAUCAAUGAUGAGCAGCAGGGUCCAGUUGCCUUCGAAGGCUUAGAGGGCACCUAUUACCCUGCUAUCAGCCUCAAUCGAAAUGUCCAGGUCACUCUGCACACCGGUCUACCCAUCCCUGAUUUUUACACCCCUGGAGAAGCAGAUCCAAACAGUUCUGUGUGUUAAAGACUCACCCCUGCAUAAAUCAAGGGAAGAUCUCGAGGAUUGCCCACCUCUCAUCCUGCCAGUCAAUAACUCCCCACAAUCACCCUCUGGCUGUCCCAUGAUCAAAUUACCCCAUGAGGGAGGCACCAUCUAGUCCUGAGCCAUGACUUUUCAUAGCCAACUUUGGACACAUGGUCAUGGACCAUAUUCCAAAACACUGUCUACACAGGCAGUGUUUUGCUACCUACAACUUGUAUUUUAAUGUGAUAUAGAAAGAUGAAAUCUGGCUGGAAAGCUGAAUAGUACAGAAUUAAAAGAAUAGCUUGACAUUUUAGAAAAUAUGCUCAUCUACAUUUGAGUUGAGAGUUGAAAGAGAAAACCAGGCCACUCUAAUGUCUACAUAUGCCAAAAAUUCUCUGUUAAUUUAGCUUUAAAAUAAGACUAUACAUUUAGUGGAUAGACUUGAAAGACGUGUCUCUCCUCUAACUCACCACAAGAUGGUUAAUGUUUCCCAGAAUGUCAAAACUCUUCUUUUGUAGAAAGUUUUGCAAAUGAGCUCAUUGGAAAAAGGAGUAACUGUCUUACCAUUUUCCUACAGUUCAGUAAAUCCUUAUGCCUGUCCCUCAUUUUCAGAUUCCCAUCAUAAAGAUCUUCAAACCUUAAAGCCCGAUUCUCAUCAGGGAGGGAUGAGAAUGGUCUUUUGUGGCCAUUUGUGUGAAAUGUGAUGUGUGGUGGGUUGGGACUAUUUAACGGCUGCAGUGACCCCAGGACCAGAGCAAUAGUCCGACUGUCACAUCCUCGUCCAUGUAAAUGAGAAGCUUUUCUUCGUGGCUUAGCUCAAGUGAAAUCUGUGUGUCGUUUUUAAAAAUUACAACGUUGCCAUAUACAAUGCUACCAGAAGCGAGGCCUUCAUGCAGCCUUUCUCUGCAAUGCAGCUCUUAAAACUGGUGGGAGGGAUUUUGAUUUAAUAUGUCUGUAUGAGAAGCAAUUGAAAAUGAGUUGUGACUGUGAAGAUGUUUGAAUAAGGUGCUACAAAAGCUUGCAUAGUUUGGGCUUUUUUUUUUUUUUUUUUUUUUUUUUACUGUAGGUGACUGAAUUCUGGUAGUUUUGUAAUAUUGUUAUUGAAAAGAUUUAUUGCGAAGAAGUGUAUAGUAAAAUAAGUUAUUGAUGUUAAGAGUUUUUCCAAUAAGAGUUCAUCCUUGUUCCUUUUUCUGAUGUAUAGUUAUUACAGAAGAAUAACAUUUUUUGUUGCUUUAAAUUUGUAGUUUCGAGUUGAAUGAUCAGGCUAAAGAGGCUUUUCAGUUUUAUUUUUUACUAAAUUAACACAAGAGGAGAAAAGACACUGGAAUGUUUUUAGGCAUCACAUUUGGAUAACGGCCUCCUCGUCUGACAAGAUGAGACAAUUUUUUUUAAACUAAGCCAUGCUGAUUGUUCACACUAACACGGCAACAUGACACAAUGCUAACAUGCUAAUAGCUUACUAUAAGUUAUUAACAUGGCAACAAGACACAAUGCUAACGUGCUAAUAGCUUACUAGCAUGUUAAGUCCCUCUAAAAAUUGACAGUUUCUAUACAGCUUACAUAAAACAAAAGUGACUAAGUGCUAAAUUAGCAUGCUAACAUUAGCUAAUUAGCAUUAAACACACAGCACAGCAGGGAAUAGCAGGUGUGUGUUGGCAAAACGGAUAUGAUGCUAGUGCUAAAUCAAAAAGAAUUCAGCUUUGCAUAGGGCCAAUUCAUGACAAAGUCAUCUCAAGGCACUUUUAUACAGAAGAUGUAGAUACAGUCAUCAGUCUAACUUUUACAAAUUAUGUCCAUAUAAACCCAAUUAUUUUUUAAUGCCUAGCUAAGGGAAUUAAGUGAAAGUUCACUGAAUAUACAUCAGCCCAUGGCAAGACUAAAUUAGAUCUAGCCUAUCACACCACUUCCCUGAAUGUGUACUUGGCUGCUGCUAGACUAAAGUCAUGGAAACAGGCCACAGUUAUAAUUCUUUACAAUAUCAAAACUACUAAUCAACAGCACAGUAUUUUGUGGCACUGGGGAAUAACUCCAUUUGCUAUUAAUCUGUUUAUCCACCAAGCAGUAAAAAGUUAAACACUUUUAUUUCUCAAGUUUUUUCUAAAACAAUGUUUUCAUAAUCAUGUAAAAAAAAUUGAAAGAUUUUUAAUUUGUUAUCUCAGGAAGAGCCUUUUUAUAUCUAAAUGCAGCAUAAGUCAUCUUUGGCAUGUAAUAUGUUGCAGCAUGGUUUUUUUUACAAUGUCCAAGAAUGGAAAAGCAAGUACUGGCCCUAGAAAAAACCUUUCACCUUUUUUUUAAACAAAUGUAUUUUUAGUGGUCACUGUUAAAAAUAUUCCAAGCAUGUUUCUCCUGAAUGCUUGGAAUGACAGAAUGAAGCUGGGAAGUAUUCAGUUUGCAGCAAUCUGAAACUUCACCUUUAGUCCUUCUCUCUGCCCUUUUUAGCACUGAAGAAACAAACAAUACACAUGUAUUUAAAGGGAACUGGAUCCUAAAUGUUAAAUUUAAUCUUACUUUUUGAAACAUUCAACAGACAACACAUUUGGUAUUCAACCCACCAAUUCUGUUCCCAAUUAUAGGUUAGUUUGUUUUAAUUAUUUUCUCCAGUUCAUACCAAACCAGCUAGAUGUGGUCAAACUCUGGACACCAUCCAAAUUCCUACCAACAGCACUUUUCUCCCAAUAUUCUGGGUCAUUAGAGGAUGAAUCAUUGAUAAAAACAGUAUCAUACUUUCUCACCCACUGACACCAACACAGCACCACUUUAUAAAGCACAGUAUUCUCCUUGUCUUUGAACAGACAAAGGGUAAAGAGGUUUUAUAGGUAGUUGCAUUAACUUUCAAGGCAUACUUCAUUUUCAGUGCUUCAGGAACCUUUUUUUUUAUCCCUGAGAAAGUCCUAUUUUAUUCAAAAUUGACAUAAGGUUUCAGUUUCUAUCCAACCAGUCACUUUUUUUCUUUUUGUACCCGACAGCAACGGAAGUCAAAACGCUGAAUGGUCAGUUUGAGGGAGAUGCUGCUUGAAAGGUUUCCUGAAGCAUCGUAGCCCUGAGACAUACAGUACAUGUCUAGCAUACUCAUAAGGUGCUAUCCUAUGUUUGAGCUUCAUGGGUGUGCCUUUACCCCUCCUUAGUACUCAAAAGAUUUAUGACACUUUGCUAAAAAAUAAAUAAAUAAAUAAAAAAAUAGAUUCACUGCUUCAGCAGAGUCAAUUGUAACAUCUGUGAUGACUUCACCUGUUGCUACAUGCUUUUUUUCUAGCGUUAAAGGGCAGAUUUUAACAUCAGUCAAGUUGCUAUGGAUGUACUGUAACAAUCACAAUGUUAAUGAAUAUUAGAAUAUUACAGGUAUUUUUAUUUUCCUAGUAUCCUGGUAUUACAGGGAUUAUAAAUAUAUGGCACCGCUCAGUUUGCCUCAUAGUAAAUAUAAUUUUCAGUGUACAAGCAGUAAAAAAGAAACAACUAAACUUCUGUAGCAUUGCUACAUGGCCUUUGCUGCAAGGCCAUGUUCAGUCUUUGCAACAUUUAACAGGCUGUUUUUCAAGGCAAACAUUUUGUUCAGCUAUAACUAUAAUUUUUAAAAACAGCCUAUUUAGCGGUGAGUCGCUGAGCAGUGAGAGCCUCCUCUGACCCAUGCACAGGCACAACGUGCAACCAUUAUCAAAGCAUUGGGCAACGUCAGAUUCCAGGAUGAAUAAAAAACAUGGAUUUAUUCAGAAACACUUUUAUAUGUUCUGUUUGAGAUGACACACACCUCUAUUAGUUUUCAACAAAUAUUCUUUAGAAGUUUUUGAACUAAAAUAAUCUGAAUGUGUGUCUUUGAACAGACUAAAAGGGGGUGCUGACAUUAAAAAGUGUGAUUUUUUUUAAGAGUCAAAUAUUCUUUAACUAUGUUAAAACAAACCAGGUGAUUUAGGUUCAUAAGUACAGCUUCAUUUAACUUUUCCAUAUUAUUGAAAAUUCACACCCUGUCGCUGGGCGACUUUUGGUGUUAUAUCUCCAAAUGUGUUCUGCGUGCGUGUGUGUGUGUUACCUCCCAAAUAACCUCCUUUAAACUCCAAAGUUAUUCAUUUUGUCCUGUUUGAUCUAACAUGGAUUACCAUUGCUUUUUUCUUUUCAGUGAACCUGAAAUAUAUCUGAGAAUUUUAUGAAUAUGAGGCUAACAUUGUUCUUAAAAGGAUUUUAACACACUAUGAUUACUGACUGUCACAACUUUAUGUCUAUUAUUACCAUAUUACUGCUAUUAUUAUGAUGAUUUGAAGUAUUUAAUUAGCCUCUGUGUUUCCUGUAUGUGUGAAUAUUCAAUAAAUAGGUGUCAACAAGG
Molecule: messenger RNA, 6617 nt
Organism: Melanotaenia boesemani (Boeseman's rainbowfish)
Lineage: Eukaryota; Metazoa; Chordata; Actinopteri; Atheriniformes; Melanotaeniidae
Gene: trim9
Product: tripartite motif containing 9
Exons: 11
Coding region: 113-2302 (729 amino acids)
Molecular function (GO): protein binding; zinc ion binding
Source: RefSeq, a predicted model, not a curated record